Messenger RNA from Seminavis robusta, 387 nucleotides. Lineage: Eukaryota; Bacillariophyta; Bacillariophyceae; Naviculales; Naviculaceae. The record is from the annotation of a GenBank genome assembly.
AUGCCCCGUACAAGCAAUAGUGGUGCCCCCGCCGACGGCACCAUCGACAGCCUCGAUACCCUGGAUAUCGAUGACAUGUUUGCUGAUGAUGGCGAUGCCCUUUUCGAUGGCCUCGACCUUGACCUAGAGCCUAUGGGCGACAUUGCUGACAUGGGAAAUGCUGCAGAAGCAUCUGCUCCAACUGAGCCUGCGAAGGAAGAAAAAGCAGGGCCCGCUCCAGUGCCAGUUCCUGCCCCUGAUGAACCUCCCAAGCGUCGAAAGACGAAACGGAAGUUAAAGGCAACUGUUCUCACAGGUGAAGAGGAAGAUGAAGCUCCAAUGAAGAAGAAGAGGCGAGCUGCAAAGCCCGGUACAACGAAAAAGAAAACAUCAAAGAAGGAAGAGUAA